This is a messenger RNA of Miscanthus lutarioriparius, 1029 nucleotides long. Lineage: Eukaryota; Viridiplantae; Streptophyta; Magnoliopsida; Poales; Poaceae. The record is from the annotation of a GenBank genome assembly.
AUGAGGCCGAUCCUGAUGAAGGGCCACGAGCGCCCGCUGACGUUCCUGCGCUACAACCGCGACGGGGACCUCCUCUUCUCUUGCGCCAAGGAUCACACCCCCACGGUCUGGUACGCCGACAACGGUGACCGCCUCGGCACCUACCGGGGCCACAACGGCGCCGUCUGGACCUGCGACGUCUCCCGCGACUCGGCGCGCCUCAUCACCGCAUCCGCCGACCAGACCGCCAAGCUCUGGGAGGUCAGCACGGGGAAGGAGCUCUUCAGCUUCCGCUUCGACGCGCCUGCCAGGUCCGUCGAGUUCGCCAUCGGGGACGCGCUCGCCGUCAUCACCACCGACAACUUCAUGGACCACGUCCCCACCGUCCAGGUCAAGCACAUCGCCGAGGACAUUGACGACCAGACGGACGAGUCUGCACUCGUCAUCACUGGCAUCAAGGGGAGGAUAAACAGGGCCGUUUGGGGGCCUCUGAACAGGACCAUCAUCACUGCCGGGGAGGACGCCACCAUUCGCAUCUGGGACUCAGAGACUGGACAACUGCUGAAAGAGUCUGAUAAAGAAUCUGGACAUCAGAAGACCAUUUCAUCAUUGUCAAAAUCCUCUGAUUGGUCACAUUUCAUUACUGGCUCCUUGGAUAAAUCUGCUAAGCUAUGGGAUACAAGAACGCUAACCCUGAUCAAGACGUACGUCACAGAGAGACCUGUUAAUGCUGUUGACAUCUCUCCUACACAUGAUACAGUAGUUCUAGGAGGUGGUCAGGAUGCAAUGAAUGUGACUAUGACAGACCGCCGUGCUGGUAAAUUUGAGGCUAAAUUCUAUCACAAGAUUUUGCAAGAGGAAAUUGGUGGUGUUAAAGGACAUUUUGGGCCAAUUAAUGCUUUAGCAUUUAAUCCUGAUGGGCAGAGCUUUUCGAGUGGUGGUGAAGAUGGAUAUGUAAGGCUGCAUCAUUUUGAUUCCGACUACUUCAACAUCAAGAUGUUGUUUGAGACCCAACUGGUACAGUUUCUUGGUUCAUAUGUUGCUGGUUGA